CACAGCCACGGCCUUUUGCCUCUUAUGAUUUGACUACUGUUCCAGGCUGUUUUGUCUCGCUUCUCCGUGCACUAUCGACUGGACAUUUUAGUGAACUCGGAUGUGGUGUGGUACUUUCAUGAGACGUGCGGUCAGCAUAAUUGCGAAAUCGUUGAACAGAAAGUAUUCUGCGGCUCUCGCACUAAAACUGAAAGCAAUUUGAACGAGGAAGUUCAGCGUGUGAAGAUGGCUUCCAGACAGCAGGGCGACAGUUGGACGUCGGAGACAAUUUGUUCAAUUUGUCUUGAUUUCUUCACCGAUCCGGUAAUGCUAGAGUGUGGACACAACUUCUGCCGCUACUGUAUAUUCCGGUGUUGGGAAAAUAAAGACAUAAACUUAUGCCCGGAAUGUCGGGAGAGAAUUCUCGAAAAGAACCUGAAGGUUAAUCGGGCCUUAGCGAAUCUGGCCGAGAAAGCUCGACUGGUGAAGCAGAAUCAGAAAGAGAUAAAAACUAAACGUGACUGUGCAGAACACCGGGAAGGUCUGAAGCUGUUUUGUGAAACUGACAAAAAAUUGAUCUGCUUCAUUUGCAGAGAUUCAAGGGAACAUAAAUCGCAUAAUUUCUUGCCGAUUAAAGAAGCUGUUGAAAUCUAUAAGAGUCAGUUGAAAUCUUGUACGGAUAACCUCAAAAUGAUGAAAUCAGAGGUUUUAGAAAGGGAACUGCAACAGAAAGGGAAGAUUUACGAAAUUAGGGAACAGGCAAAUAGGCUGCAGACUCUUAUUAUGUCCGAGUUCACUAAAAUGCAUCAGAUUCUCACGGAGAAAGAACAGCGUUUACUCAGAGAACUCAGGGAAGAGGAAAGGAGGAUUCGAGAACAAAUGGAGAAAAACCUUUUAGGGAUUCAGGAUAACUUAAAAUACAUUCAAGACUCCCUCACUCUGCUUCAGAAACAAAUGGAGGAGGAAGACGAGCUGGAAUUUCUGAAGGAGGAGGUUUGUCGGAAAGGAAGGGUUGGUGAGGAACGUCAGAUCCUGUCAGUGGUAGAUCUUACCUUACCCACCAUAAAGUUCGAUCGUCUUCUGCAGUACACAACGUGGAGAAAAAUGAUAGACUCCAUUAACCCAGCUCCUGCUUCUGUGACCCUGGAUCCGAAUACAGCGAAUCCUUGGCUCGUUCUGUCUGAGGACCGGACCAGCGUGAGACUCGGAGGAAUUCGAAGGCAGCUCCCUGACACCCCGACGCGUUUUGAUCAGUACGCCUGCGUCCUGGGAGCGGAGGGAUUCACUUCGGGGAAGCAUUAUUGGGAAGUGAGGGUUGGCAAUAAAACAGAGUGGCGUUUGGGAGUGGCCCAAGAAUCCAUCAACAGGAAAAGGGGAUUCAACCUAAGAUCCGACUCUGGCUGCUGGCUCGUGUGGCUGAAACCAAGGAAAGGAUACGUAGCCGGUACCUCUCCCUCUGAGACCAGCCUCACUUCAGCUGCGAAACCCCGGAAAAUCGGGGUUUACCUGGACUAUGAGGGUGGACAGGUGUCAUUUUACAAUGCGGACAACAUGUCCCACCUCUACACUUUCACCCACACUUUCACUGAGAGGGUCUUUCCCAUCUACUUUCCGGGUCUGAACAUCGACUGCAAAAACGCAGCACCUCUGAUAAUCUGCGGUGCCAGUGAUCACUAGAAAGGCUGCCUCACAUUAUGUCACCAUGUCCUACAGGGGUCAUCGGCCUCGAGCAGAAGUCGGGCAUUUGGACCAAUUGUCACCUGAGUUUGCUGCAUUCACAAAUGUCUACAAUUGGUGAGAUUUAUAUUCUUAGUCAGCAUCAUGAAAGAGAGUUGUAGCAACUGCGCCAAAGAUGCAGUUAAUUUCAAAGCUAAUUUGAAAAUCUCAAAAGUAUCGUCAAUCAAUGAGGGCGGAAACAACGGAGAAUCGCAACUGAGCAAAAAAGAAACAUUAAUGGAGCACGAUAAUUAAAGUUUAAGAGUGCUAGGAAGAACUGUUAGGUUGUGAGAGAACACAAAGAGGCUUUAACGACUCAGGAAACUCAUUAUCUCACCCAAAUAGUAGGAGCUGCCGAUGCUGGAGAAUCUGAGAUAACACGGUGUGAAGCUGGAUGAACACAGCAGGCCAAGCAGCAUCAGAGGAGCAGGAAAGUUUGACGUUUCGGAUCGGGACCCUUCUUCAGAAAGAAGGGUCUUCAUUAUGUCACCGCAGUUUUACAAUAUCCCAUGAAAGUGAAGAGGAGAAGGGGAACCAGAUAGGAAUUAAAUUACAACGGAGUAGAUGGGAUUAUUGGCGAUAAGUCAAAAACAAGAUGUUGAAAAUUAACAGAAAGCUCAUACCUGUGGAGAGUUUGGGCAAAGAUUCUGUAAAAACAUUUUAUUUUUAAUAUGUAGAUGAAUGUACUGUCCCUGGCUCUGACUCGUACAACGACCCUGUGAAUGUAAAUAUUAAAGAGGAGUGUUCCAUC
Messenger RNA from Stegostoma tigrinum, 2446 nucleotides. Its product is annotated as zinc-binding protein A33-like. Bases 226 to 1656 code for a protein of 476 amino acids. Lineage: Eukaryota; Metazoa; Chordata; Chondrichthyes; Orectolobiformes; Stegostomatidae. Gene Ontology annotation, molecular function: zinc ion binding; protein binding. The record is from RefSeq and is a predicted model, not a curated record. The transcript is spliced from 6 exons.